Molecule: messenger RNA, 1224 nt
Organism: Plectropomus leopardus (leopard coralgrouper)
Lineage: Eukaryota; Metazoa; Chordata; Actinopteri; Perciformes; Serranidae
Source: RefSeq, a predicted model, not a curated record
AUGGAUGUAGCUACUGUGACGUCACCUGUUGGUGUAGACGUGUGGUUUAAAGCCUCGAGUUUGGGCUUUUGGCCAUCGCUACGGAGGUUUUUUGAAGCCAGAGGUGACCACAUUUGGGACCAGUUCCUCAGGGCCGCUCCAGUAUCAGGGGGUGUCGGGGAGUUCCUGAUGAGAAAAAUGGGCUGGAAGACGGGAGAGGGCUUAGGGAGGAACCGCGAGGGCACCGUGGAGCCGAUCAUUAUCGACUUCAAGGUGGACCGCAAAGGACUUGUUGCUGAAGGAGAGAAACCACAAAAGCAGACAGGAGGACUGGUGGUAACCAAAGAUCUAAUGGGGAAGCAUCCGGUGUCUGCUCUCAUCGAGUUGUGUAACAAGAGACGGAUCAUGCAGCCAGACUUUGUAAUGGUUCACCACAGCGGUCCUGAUCACCGCAAGAACUUUCUCUUCAAGGUCACAGUAAAUGGAGUGGACUACCAGCCCCAGACAGCUAGUCCGAAUAAGAAACACGCCAAGGCCAUGGCAGCUACAGUUGCACUGCAGGCCCUUGGAGAGGUUCCUGUUGAUGGACCAGGACUUUACACUGGCCCCGUCUUCACCGCUGCCUCUACCGGUCCUUUGUUUUCUACAUAGAAAUCCACACGAUAGUGAGACUGACUGAACCAUUUCACUAAAUUCUCUUUUCAGUUGCGGGACACUGACAGAAAGAGUUUCUCGAGUCCCGCUAAAUAACCAGUCCAUCAUUUCCACUCGGUGACUUAUUUAUACUGUAUACCGAUGACACAGUGGUGUCUUCGUACGGAGGCUACCUAGGAAUCCACAAAUUCACACACUUAAGUCAUGACUAGGUGGCAAAUAUAUUUUUGCCAAGUUUUUAAGGAUUUUAAACAACUCUCCAUCAUGAGAAAUGUUGGUGGCAUGUAUGUAUGUAAUUAUGUAUGUAUGUAUGUAUGUAUGAUAAAGUAGUGUUUCAGCCUGGUAUUUAUUAGCUGACCCGUUGUAGAUGAGUUGUUCUACAGUGGGUUUGGUGUUGGUCGUGCCACAGCAGAGUCAAAUCGGGCUGUUAAAUGAAAAAUGUAUGUCUUGUUGGUCAAUGUCCCUGGCAUUACAUUUGUUGCCAGACGUCCUCCUAACAAUACGUUUCUCAUACAAGAGACUGUUGCAUUUUAUGGAACUAACCGUCUAAAAUUGUGUGAACAGAAUAAAGAUUAUAUUUAUGUAAAUAAA